UGACCCAGCAGAUUUGCUCACAUUUUCAGUUGACCCAUAUCAAAUUCAUAAAAGAAAGUUGUAGAAAUUAAAAUAUAUUGUAGAAAUGAUUGGAAACUCAAGACAGCCAUGACAUUAUGUUCUUUAAAAGUAUAUGUAAACUUUUGACCAUGACUGUAUGUGUGUGUUCCUCUCUAGAGCCUUCUUAUGAUCCAGUGAAUGAGGAUGAGGACUUGACAUCUGCGGGACUGAAGAGGCUGUCACUUCGGAAAGCCGGCCUCAAACUUCGACCGACGGCGUGGGUCUCCUCUUCCAAACAUGGGAACGACAAGAACCACCACCCCGGCGGCGAGGUGUCCCUUAUCGACUUCGGGGAGGAGUUCGCCCCACCCACGCCAUCCCCGUCGCCCGUGGUCGAAGUCCCGAUCCCCUGUCUCGCAAAGCUGGCUUUGGAUGCAGAGAACCUCUUGGACCGGACGCCGCCGCAGAGCCCGUGCAAGUCGUUACCCCGUCCUCUCCACCCCACGCCCGUCGUGGACUGGGACGCCCGGCCCUUGCCCCCGCCCCCGGCCUACGACGACGUUGCCCAAGAUGAAGACGACAUGGAGGUGAGUUCCAUCAACAGCAUGGGACAGCAUCUUGAUGAAGACCAGAGGGAUGUCCACGUUCCUGAAGCCAACGUCUCCCCGGUCCUAGAAAAGCAAGCCUUGGAGGACAACCUCUUCCUGCCCAGCAAGCACAGCCAGGGCCUCACUACCUCAUUCUGCCAGUCUGCAGAAAUAUUCCAGGAACUGCAGCAAGAGUGCAUGAAGAGGCUCAAUGUGCCGAUGUGUCUGCAGACCCCCCACUACCACGGACACCUCUCCUCCUCUGAGGACAAACCCCAGAUCCCGCCUCGCGUCCCUAUUCCCCCGCGCCCAAUUAAAAAGGGUGACUACUCAUCAGCUCGUUGGUCGAGGGACCUCUCUCUGUCCCCGACCCCGGCCGACGCCAAUGAAGACAUUUCCAGCUCAGGACGCGGUCGGCCACCGCAGAUCCCUCCCAGGGAACCGUUGUCUAGGACUCCCAGCCCCAUAGGCCUGGUAGUGGGCUCCCCACAGCAGAGAGUCUACUCUGUCAGCCCCAUACCCACGCAAGUUACCACUUGCCCCUCCACACACGCCUACAGCUCCUUCCUCUCAACCUCGCCGAGUAAAUUCAUGCCUACCACACACAGCUUUGCCUCCGAUCCCAAGUAUGCCGCACCCAAAGUGAUCCAAGCACAGGGGAAGGGGGUGGUUCACAAAGGCCCCUGCAUCCUGCCCAUAGUCCGUGAUGGACGUAAAGUCAGUAACACACAUUAUUACCUUCUGCCAGAGAGGCCGCCUUACCUUGACCGAUACGAUCGCUUCUUCAGGGAGGCUGAGAGCUUGACUGGCAACAGUGUGGAUGACAAACACGUACGACAAGCUAACACCGCGACUGUUCGACCCAUGGUGCUCAGCAGCCAGACGUCGCAGGUGCAUGCAGGACAAGGGAUUGUUCCGCUGGGCGAUCUGAAGGCGAAUUAUUCCUCGGACAAUAACAACGGUCUUGGACCAUGGACAGGAAUGAAGGCAUCAGUUAGUCUCUCUGGUAUCUGUGCAGAGGCUUUGACAACAACCUGUCCCACGACAGACGGAUUAGGAAACUCGGCAGACAGAGUCAAAGAGGUUCAGGGGGUGGUCCACGGCGUGACGAUAGAAGAGUGCCGAACUGCACUGCAGAACCACAACUGGAGUAUUGAGAAAGCCGUGCAUUACCUGAAGGUGGAGCAGCUGUUCUGUUUGGGUCUGAGCAGCAGGUCUGAGUGUCAGAAGCUGCUGGAGAUGUGUGACUGGAACCUGGAAGAAGCCAGCACGCAGAUGUUGGAUAACUACGGCUCGAGCACGCAACAAAGACGGUGACAAGACUGGUUCUGAUCGGAACUUCAUCCUCAAUGAAACAUCCAGCAGAGCGGCUCUUGGACCAUCCCGUGAACCCCUUCAGUCACACCUAUUCAUCCUCCUGGUGGACUGGUCAGAACUUUCACUUCUGCACUUAUUAAGAGUUUUUAAAAAAAAAGCGUCGUCCAAAGCAGACAAGACAACAAUCUUCCUGGCAGCGUCGGAUCCUUUUACUCUUUUACUGUUUUUAGCAAAGAUCUUUUCCUGCAAGUCAUUAAAAAAAAAAGGUAUGGCUGGAAGGGAACCUGGAAGGGUGGAAAAUGAGUCGUCGGACAGCACAAAACACAAAGAAGCACUUUUGCUGAAAAUGUUCCCACUUUUGUCGAGACGUGGUCAAGAACUUAGUCUUAAUAGAACUCCCGAGUGCAAUUUGCUUUUUAGAUCCAUUUCCAAAGUAAAGAAAAGAGUCGUGAUACAGUCGUCCCUUGUUUAUCGGCUCUAAUUGCGAGUAAACAAAAAAACGCAUUAAUCUCUUAAAGCCCGAGCUGUUUGAUUACAUGCUUUUUUCUUUUUUUUUUUCUCUUUGCUAAUUGGACCCUAAUUAGAAUAAAAACCAAUAAUCAUUUUGGAUAUGAUGUACUUAGUCCAUAAGUACACAAACGUGUACGUCAUGUUUUGUGACAUGCUAAUUCUUAUUUUUACACUUUUUUUUCUUCCUAAUUCCAUAGUAGGUUAUACUCUUCUGACACCACCAGAUGGCAGUAUAAGUGUCCACAUAAGUGGCCGUAAGACCCCAAUUCAGGUAGUGUACACAAUUUUGGAAAUAAGAGCUAAAAGGUGUGACGUCCACGCAUGUGGCCACUAAGGCCUUGAGAGCAGGGGUGUCAAACUCGUUUUCAAUGAGGGCCACAUCGCGGUUAUUGUUGCCCUCAGAGGGCCGCUUUUAACAAUGAGUAAUAUAUGAAUACA
Molecule: messenger RNA, 2852 nt
Organism: Nerophis lumbriciformis (worm pipefish)
Lineage: Eukaryota; Metazoa; Chordata; Actinopteri; Syngnathiformes; Syngnathidae
Source: RefSeq, a predicted model, not a curated record